Trichosurus vulpecula (common brushtail) is the source of this 4642-nucleotide messenger RNA. It is a transcript of the gene VAMP5, whose product is annotated as vesicle associated membrane protein 5. Lineage: Eukaryota; Metazoa; Chordata; Mammalia; Diprotodontia; Phalangeridae. The transcript has 3 exons. The record is from RefSeq and is a predicted model, not a curated record. The coding region runs from base 348 to 638 and encodes 96 amino acids. Gene Ontology annotation, cellular component: plasma membrane. Gene Ontology annotation, biological process: Golgi to plasma membrane protein transport.
GGCUGGGAGGCUGAAGGCCGUCGGGGGAGGGGAGAGAACAAAAUCCGGGCUCACUCCGCAGCCCUUGGGGGACUUUCGAUUUCGCUUUAGUCUCCUGGGCCAUCAAAGCACCUCCCUUCCUCGCCCCGUCACCUCUGCCUGCCGCAGGGGCUGCCAAGAGUCAAGCUUCGCUCAAUCCCGCCACCCGCCCAGCCCAGGAGGUGCCCCCCUUUCUGAUGCUGGCUCCGCCUCUUCCCUCCUUCCUCCCAGUGUGUAUCUAAUCCCUCCCGCCCCCCAAGCCUGUGCUGCCCCAGGCACCUCCUGGCCGGCGAGACGCACAACUGGAACGAGAGAGGGACAGCGGCAGCAUGGCAGGGAAGGACCUGGAGAGGUGCCAACAGCAGGCAGAUGAGGUGACCGAAAUCAUGCUGAACAAUUUUGAACGGGUCCUGGAGCGGGAUGGCAAACUAGCCGAGCUGGAGCAGCGAUCCGACCAGCUUCUUGAUAUGAGCUCUGCCUUCAGCAAGACAACCAAGACGCUGGCCCAGAAGAAGCGUUGGGAGAACCGCCGGUGGCGAGUGAUCCUGGGCCUGGUCAUUGGUGGUUUAUUGUUAGUCCUUCUCAUCACGCUGCUAGCAGUCUUCAUUCCCCGGGAGUGAGCCUUGGCCACGGGGUAGGGGGAUUCCUCCGAGGCCAAGAGACUGUGCCAGAACUCGGGGAAAGAGAGGCCAAGUCCACCCUCCCCAUUGAGCCCUAUGUGCCACUGGGGCCUGAGAACCAUGGAUGGUGAUGGAGUUGGAAAAACUCUGGGGACUUUUCAUUGGUGGACUUGACUCCACCACGUGCACUGUUACUAGACAUUGAUGCCUUGAGUUUUGCUGACCCUGAGCACUACAGGGCCCAAGCUAUACUGCCCCACUGCUGGACCCUGUGGAGCUCAGUAAAUACCACUAUUGGGUAAACAGUCUGGUUUCUGUGUGAAAGGUUCAGGGCAGGUUCCCUUCUUGUUUUCUACCCAGGAUGGGCCAUACCCUGCUUAGGAAGUCCACUGCCUCCAAGCCCACAUCCCCAAGGCACAAAUUGUCUCUCCAACUUAGAUGGCCUUUUCCUAGAGAAUGCCCAAAUGGAUAGGACAUUGGACUUGGAAUCAGGAAAGCCCAGAGUUCAAAUCCCAUCUUAGACACACUAGAUGAGUCAAUAUCUCUGGGCCUCAGUUCCCUCAUCCAUAAAAAUGAUGGGGAGGGGAACUCAGUGGCCACUAAGGUACUGUCCAGCUCUAAAUCCAUGAACCUCACAGUUCAUCUCAGCUUGUUAAUUUCCCACCUCCCAAGUUUUCCACUGUGUGCUUCAGAGGCAACCCUGUCUCUAGGGUACUUUGGAGGGUGUGCUCUGGCUGAUUAAACAGCACAAAGAUGGCACCCCAAAAGUCCAUAUUCCAAGACCUUAAGACAUGAUCCUUCCUCCUUUCUGAGCUCCAGUUACUAUGUGCUAGUUAGUUCUUUCUGAGAGCAUGAGGAUAAUGGCAGUCAGUUUCUUCCUUCUUCCCUGGGGAAAUUCUAGAACUCAGCUCUAGAAAGAACCCUCAGGAACCAUCUAGGAAACUUAGAACUAAGGAAAUCAAGGGACUUGCUGGUGAAGUUGAAAGUGGAUUGAGUGCUGGGCCUGGAGUCAGGAAAUCCUGACUUCAAAUCCAACUUCAGCUCGAUAACACCUGUGUGACUCUGGGCAAAUCACUUAAUCUCUGCCUGCCUCAGUUGCCACCCAUAUAAAAUGGGGAUAAUAAUAGCCCCUCCCUCCUAAGGUGGCUGUCAGGAUCAAAUGAGAUAAAAUGUAUAAAAAGGACUUAGUGUAGGGUCUGGCACAUAAGAGCCGCCAUAUGCAUUCUUAUUCCCUUCCCUUCAUGGCAGUAAACAGACAAAAUUUGAACCCAAGCCCUUGGACUCCAAGAUCAGCACUCCGCCCACUGUAUGGCACUGCUUUUUCCAAAUGAAAAUUGUAAAACGUUUCACAAAUGUAAGGAGGGCCCAGGCACGGAGGUGCAGGACAUCAUCCCUGCCAUUGAGGCUGAUGGGUUGCUUGAGUUUGGGAAUUCUGAGCUGUGGGACUAUACAGCUAAUGAAAUGUCCGACCUAAGGCUGGUACCAAUAUGGGGAUCUCCUGUGAUCAGGGUGCCACUGAGCUGCCUAAGGAGGAUCAAACUGGUCCAGAUCAGAAAUAGAGCAGGUCAAAGCAUCCACGGUGAUCAGUGGUAGGGUUAGCCAGUGAGUGGCGCACUGCCUGUCUAGCCUGGGUGAGACAAGGAGACUGAGCCUUAAAAAACAAACAAACAAAACAUUCUUAUCAUUAAACAAUUUUAUUAUCUAAUCCCUCAGAAAGAAGUGGGCUAGAAUAAAGGGGUUCUUAUUUUCCCUGGCAGUGCCUGAAACGAGGGGAAUGGGGCUGAAUGCCUCAUCUAAGGGGAUCGUGCCCUGAUAGCCUCAGGUAAUGAGCUGGAGCAGGGAGGCCAAAAUGACCCAAGAUCAGCUCCCUGAUGAGAUAUCGGGUGACUAGACUGAGCUCAUAGCCACAUGGUAUAGGAAGCUUGACCUGUCCUCCGAUUUGGCUAAUGGAACCAGAGCGCAGGGUCACGAGUGACUUUUCAAUGGUUACUCUGAUCCUGGCUGAACUCUGCAAGAGCCCUGAGGGUCACCCAGGACAGAGAGCCAGGGCAAAGCAUAAGCAGAGGACAGAGAACAAAAUGGAAACAGGAGAGAAGUGCUUUCAGUGGGAAUGAAGCAUGCACUUGAAAACUGCUUACAUAAGAAUACCAGUCAUGCAGACUGCUUUGCUUGGGUCUCCUUAGCAACAUUUCAUUUUUGGGGGUAGAUGUCAGUGGUUGGGGAAUACUAGCAUCAAUUCAGCACAUAUACAAACUCUCUAGUACUGACAAUGCUGGGGACCCCAAAGAACAGCCCAGCCCAGUGCAUUGGGAAUGCCCGAUGAAUUUGGCGUCAGAGGCUCUGGGUCCAAAUCCCAAAUCCUGGCUCUUCUCCUUGUUACCAGUUUGACCUUGGGAAAGUCAAUUCCCUCUUCCGGGCCUCAUUUCUUUAUCUGUCUGUAACAGGGAUCUAACCCUGGGACCACAGCAACAAGCAAACAUCCCUCCAAUCUGAAGUUCCAAACAACUUUGAAUCAUGAUGUUCUGGAGCCCAUACCCACUGGAAUCUGCUUUCUUUAGACCUAGCGUUUUGUUGUGUUGUGGUGAGAACCUGGAUAUUUUGCAUAAAAUAGGGAGCAAUAUGAUAUAAAGGAAGCACCCCCAAAACAACACCCCCCUCCAGGUUUCCUGCUCCACUCCAGCCCCUCCCUUCUCCUCAUGAGAGAGGAUCCCAGGCAGUUAUGAGUGGUCAUGGUAGUUCCUAGGUUAUCCUUAGCAAUCAUACCAGGUAACUUGGGCCUGGACCUGUGAUUUCACUGGGAACUCCCAGGUGAGGACAAUCCCUCCACCAAUGCAAGUGAUCCUUUCUUUGUAAUUUCUAGUCUCAGAAUGUGGCCUCGGGCACUUGUCCAGGGUUACAUAGCUGAUAUGUGUCAAAUGUGGGGCUUGAACCCAGUCAGCUCUUCUUAGCUCCAUGUUCUAUCCAUUAUACCACAGUGCUUCGGAUAUUUUUAAUAUACAUUUUUUUUUUGCCCAGCUCUGGGAUUUCAUUCAGUAUUAGAAUUCCCAGGAUGGAAAAGUCCUCUAACAAUGCAGGUUAGAGUGUGUGAUUUAUCUUUAAUUUGUAUUCUUAAAGACCUGUCUGGGGCCCUGAAAAGUUAGAUGUUUUGCCUUUGAUCAAAUAGUAUAUGUCAGGCACAGGACUUGAAUCCAGCUCUUCUUUACUCCAAGACUGGUUGUCUAAAUACAUUGUGAUACAGUGCCUCCAACUACCCAAUAAAAAAAUUCAUAAAUCAGUAUGUACUGGGGCAGCUAAGUGGUGCAGUAGAUAGAGCACCAGCCAUGGAGUCAGGAGGACCUGAGUUCAAAUCCAGCCUCAGUCACCAGCUAUGUGAUACUGCGCAAGUCACUUAACCCCAAUUGCCUCCAAAAGCAAAAAAAAAAAAAUAGCAUAUACCAUACCCCAAUAGUCUAGUAGAUCUGAACUCUCUCAUGUGGGUUUCUCCCCAGCUGGGUAGUCUACAACUCAUCUGUGGCUGCGCAUGCUAUGUUACUCUUAUCUGCACAGGAUUCACUUUUGAAUGUUUUAUGGUUGUCAUUUCCAUUUCCAUUGGGAAUUGGCAUGGUGUGUAUUACUGUUUUCCUAGUUUCCUAGUAUGUAUUGUUUUCUUAGUUCUGCUUGCUUCACUCUGCAUCAGUCUGUAGAAGUCUUCCUAUGCUUAUCUGGUUUCCUCACAUUCCUAAUUCCUUAUGGCACAGUAAUGUCCUAUUACAUCCAUGUACCAUAAUUUGUUUAUCUAUUUCUCAGGCAUUGUAUGUCUACUUUGUUUUCAAUUCUUGAUCUCACAAAGAAUAUUUCUAUGAAUAUUUUGAUGUAUAUUCUCCCCGUCUUUGAGUUCUUUGAUGGUGAAAUCCCUGGGGCAAAGUGUAUAGGCAUAUGAGUAACUUUUUAAACAUAAGUCUAAAUUGCUUUCCAGAAUUGUUGGACCAAUUCACAGCUCCAUCAACAACACAUUAGUAUUCCAG